This is a messenger RNA of Colletotrichum aenigma, 180 nucleotides long. RefSeq lists its product as uncharacterized. The record is from RefSeq and is a predicted model, not a curated record. The transcript has 2 exons. Lineage: Eukaryota; Fungi; Ascomycota; Sordariomycetes; Glomerellales; Glomerellaceae. The coding region runs from base 1 to 180 and encodes 59 amino acids.
AUGAGUGCAUUCAGGCCCCUGUUAUCACAAACUGGUCGUAUGGCCACCAGGUCGAUUAGCGUCAAGAUCACCAUAACCUCGGAGACAGCGAACAGACGCCGUGCUGAUCUGUUCCUCGGAGAUGUAAAUUGCUUGUUGGUCCCACUGUUUAUGGCUGAGAACAUCCCCCAACAUUCGUAG